CAGCGCUGCCGGGCGCCCCGGCCUCGGGGGCCGUCCCCGGGGGCACCCGCGUAGCCUCGCUGCAUGCAAACAGCGGGCCCGCGGCGGCCGGCCGGGGUCGAGCGAACCGGCCCUGCCCGCCACCUCCCCGCCAGGCACGGCGGCCGCCUGGCCCCGGAGAGCCGCGAGAGCCCCGAGCCGCUUCCCCGCAAGCCGUGGGCCGUUUGUCCGCCUCUUACAGAAUUGACCUCGGGAGCGCCGAACCCUCCCCAGGCCGGGCUGCGCACGCAGGGGCGGCUUUUGGUUUCUUUUCAGCAUCUCAGCUGUGCGGCGCCGCGCACCCCGCGCUGCCACCGUGCUGCCAAACUCGCGUGGGCUGCGGGGCCGGCUCGGGGCAGCCCCGCAGGAGGAACGGGGCUUAUCGGCCCCCGGCCCUUCCUUCUCCUUGCUGCUGGUGCUACCGCGCCGGAGGAGGCAGAGCCCGCAGAGCGCUUGCCCUUCGGGCAAGCCCUUCGGGCCGUGGUUCCCGCUGCUCCCGCCGGCCCCGGAGCUGCGUGUCGUGGAGCUCCGGCCCCGUACUGUCCGGCCCGGGGCCGUGGGGCCGGGCCGAGGGAGAUGGCCCCGGCGGGAGCCGGUCGCUUCGGGCUGUCCUCUUGCGCCUCGGCGGGCGGGGGGCGAGGGAGGAGGCCUCGGCCAGGCGGGAGCGCCGAGCAGCCCGGCGGGGGCGGCCCGAGGGGACGUUUGCAUCGAAGGGGAAGCUCGGUCCCGCUGCCCCGGCACUACCGCCCCCGACCCCUGUCCCCGCCGUCGCCCAGCUGUGGGGCUGCAGCGUCGGAAAAGACGGAGCGGAGCGGGGCGGCAGGGCCGCAGCCCGGCCGGCAGCAUCCCCGGCACCCGCGAGAGGCUCGGCCGCGCCGGGCGGGCGGCGAGUCCCGGGAGUGCCGUGUGGCGGUCCCAGCAGGUUACAGCACCGUGGCUUUCGAUGGGACUCCGAGCUACGGCCACACGCCGUCUCACCACGCUGCCCAGUUUACAAACCACUCUUUCAAACACGAGGACCCCAUCAGCCAGCAGACCUCGCUAGGGGAUCAGCAGUACUCGGUGCCUCCCCCGGUGUACGGCUGCCACACCCCCACGGACAGCUGCACGGGCAGUCAGGCCCUUCUCCUCCGGACCCCCUACAACAGUGACAAUUUAUACCAAAUGACCUCACAGCUUGAAUGCAUGACAUGGAAUCAGAUGAACUUGGGAUCCACACUGAAGGGCCAUACAGCAGGAUAUGAAAAUGAGAACCACAGUGCUCCCAUGUUAUACAGCUGUGGGGCCCAAUACAGAAUACACACCCAUGGAGUUUUUAGAGGCAUACAAGAUGUCCGACGGGUGCCCGGAGUAGCACCAACUAUUGUCCGAUCAGCAAGCGAGACAAAUGAAAAACGUCCCUUCAUGUGCGCGUACCCUGGCUGUAACAAGAGAUACUUUAAGUUGUCCCAUUUGCAGAUGCACAGCAGAAAGCACACUGGUGAAAAACCCUAUCAGUGUGAUUUUAAGGACUGUGAACGAAGAUUUUCUCGUUCAGACCAACUCAAACGGCACCAAAGACGACACACAGGUGUGAAACCCUUCCAGUGUAAAACCUGUCAGAGAAAGUUCUCCAGAUCUGAUCAUCUGAAGACUCAUACCAGGACUCAUACAGGUAAAACAAGUGAAAAGCCUUUCAGUUGCCGAUGGCCCAGCUGUCAAAAAAAAUUUGCCAGGUCUGAUGAAUUAGUUCGUCAUCACAACAUGCACCAGAGGAACAUGACUAAACUGCAGUUGGCCCUUUAGACAGUUCAAACAAGUGAAUAAACCAGAUGGGACACUAUGAGCUACUGCAAACUUUAUCAGCCAACUUCGAUCACCUCUGUCAGAAAGCUGCAGCUGUCUUCGCAUCCCAUUUGACACAAGUUAACUAAACCGUAGGAUUCUGCUCAGCUUUGUCUUCCAUUUGGACUUACAAAAUUUCUUAUUCAAAAAGUUCAGAAGAUUUUUAUUUGUAAUUUUGUUAAAAAGUGAGCAAGAUUUCCGCAGUUUCAAGAUUACUCUAACCUAUGCUUACCUUCCAUGAGUGUUUCCAGUUUUCUGUUUUUAUUUUCUCUUGAACUUUUCUAGGUACAUUUUAUUCUACCUUUUUAAGUCCAGCAGCAGGUAGGGUGAUUAGUCCCUGUUGAAGGUAAGCUUUACGCUUACUACUUUUGUGCAUAUCCUGAAGUUUCCAAAUGCUAGUAGUUAUCCUCACCAGAUGAGACAGAACAAUCACCUGAGAUACUUUCGGUAAGCUUUGUACUCGUACUGCCAAAGGGCAAGCUUUUAAAGUUGGAAGCAAUGCUUCUGAAUUUCAGAAAUCAAACCUUUUUUUAAAGAAAUUAUUUCUAGAGCAGCUAAAGUUAGAUGAACCAGAACUCUGAACUCUGUACAGAAAAUAAGAAUCUUACCAUUAAGUUAACUUGUUAACUUGUUUUUUAAAUAAUCACAUAAUUGAUCCCUCCAAACUGUUUUGUUUGUCAAAUAACUCUCUUUCCCUCCACUCCCCCCCCCCCUUUUAAUGUAUUGGUUUAAAUUUAUUCCAUCAUGCGAUGCAUAGAUCUCCUUUACACAAAAGUGAUUCCAAUCAUUGUAGACAUUUGGGAUUUGUUUACAAUGUAAAGCCACACUGGUUAUGUGGCUAGAAAGCUGUAUAAACUUAAAACUGAACUUUUAAUGGGGCUGGUCCAGGAUCUCCAUUAACAGAUUACUCUUAAGAUAAGUAACUUAAAAAGACUCUUUGUCAAGUAUAUGUGAAAAAGACAUUAUUAGUGUAAGGAAAUAUAUUGUUUCAGGGUUUUGGGAGGAGGGGUUUAUUAUUUACUUUUAAUUGCUUGAAAUUGUGUGUAUAUAUAUAUCUGAUAAUGUAUUGCUCUUAGACAUCUAAAAUUAGAAAGUGUAUAAAUAUUAGAUGCAUCACUGUUCUGAUGUUGUUGCUGUUACAAGCUAUUGAUAACACUAAGAAUGUAACCUGCAUUUUUCACUGAGCUUUCAAUUAAAGCCCAUUCAAAGAGAAACAAA
Oxyura jamaicensis (ruddy duck) is the source of this 3060-nucleotide messenger RNA. It is a transcript of the gene WT1, whose product is annotated as WT1 transcription factor. The coding region runs from base 64 to 1803 and encodes 579 amino acids. The transcript is spliced from 10 exons. Gene Ontology annotation, biological process: negative regulation of apoptotic process; regulation of transcription by RNA polymerase II; negative regulation of cell population proliferation. Lineage: Eukaryota; Metazoa; Chordata; Aves; Anseriformes; Anatidae. The record is from RefSeq and is a predicted model, not a curated record. Gene Ontology annotation, molecular function: RNA polymerase II cis-regulatory region sequence-specific DNA binding; DNA-binding transcription factor activity, RNA polymerase II-specific. Gene Ontology annotation, cellular component: nucleus.